CCGUAAGUGCUCCGGAGGAAGCCCGCGGGGGCAUCUGCAGUCAGGAAAGACAAAAUGGAGCCACGCAGGAUAAAGCAGCAUGGGGUAGGGGAAGAUGGCACGUUCUCCGCGCAGGGAGAGGAAGAACAGGUGCUUCUCCGAGGAAGACUGCCGCUACUCCCCGGGCCCUGGCAGCCUGCCCCGCCGCAGAGCCGCGUGCUUGCCGGCCUCCUGGCAGCGGAGCCUGCGGCGUAACCACCACAGUGAAGCAUUCUGUACCCUUGCAGCUGCUCUCCCGAAAACUGCAGGUCCUCCAGGAGGCAGAGAUAAACCUACAUGCAGACUUGUCUUCCAGGAGAGGAGAAAGUAUGUUUCCCCACGCGAAAUGAUGUUUAAGAUCCCCGCCCAAACCCCCAAUCCUGCUUUAAAGCAUCCACUGGGCGGCUAACGGGAUUGUUCUUAAGCUUGGCAUUUGCAAGGCGUAGAUUUUUCUGUGUUCUUUCCUCUGCCAAGUUUGCCUCCUCUGAGGCUCUCUGGGGGAGUAUUUGCAACUCUGCAGUUCAGUUUGAGGAAAGAAAAGAAAAGUCCCCAAAGCAAUCAUGUAGUCUUUAAAAUACUGUUAUGUAAAUCAAGCCAAAGCGUCUCUAAAUUCAUUAGGGUUACUUGCCCUGGAGGGCCCUAGCAAAACUGGCAGAGACAUUUUCACUAUCUAGACUGUGGUUGUUCACCUUUUCUUCCGUCUUGCUUACACUUUCCUUGGGAGGAGGCAGGAACUCCAGAGGGGCUUAUCCGAGUGACAGAAGGAGAGCCCCCACUAAAAAUGCGUGUUACACACCUUCUGGGAACCGCCCUCCUCUUUCACCUCCUCCCAACCCCAGCUGGAAUUCCCAAAUAUAGCCUAAACCAGUACCAGGCC
Molecule: messenger RNA, 895 nt
Organism: Saimiri boliviensis boliviensis (Bolivian squirrel monkey)
Lineage: Eukaryota; Metazoa; Chordata; Mammalia; Primates; Cebidae
Source: RefSeq, a predicted model, not a curated record